Messenger RNA from Culex pipiens pallens (northern house mosquito), 7319 nucleotides. It is a transcript of the gene grh, whose product is annotated as protein grainyhead. Gene Ontology annotation, molecular function: RNA polymerase II cis-regulatory region sequence-specific DNA binding; DNA-binding transcription activator activity, RNA polymerase II-specific. Gene Ontology annotation, cellular component: nucleus. Gene Ontology annotation, biological process: regulation of transcription by RNA polymerase II. NCBI's taxonomy places the organism in Eukaryota, Metazoa, Arthropoda, Insecta, Diptera, Culicidae. The transcript has 17 exons. The coding region runs from base 1463 to 5020 and encodes 1185 amino acids. The record is from RefSeq and is a predicted model, not a curated record.
AUCGCGGCGGCGCGCAGUUGCUAAGAAACCUAGUAGAGGUAGUUUAGUUCGAAGAGUUCGGACACCUGCUGGAAUCUACGACGAUUUUUGACGGAAUUUUCGGCGGAACUUUUGUGCGCGUUAAGUGGGCUCACAAUAGGUGCGAUUGGACGUGCGCGCGCGCAACAUUUGUGACAGACAGGCGAUCGGGAGGAGCUUCCGCCAGCGAGGGGGACACUUCCGGGAGUUUGGGGCGAACGGUCGGCUGGCGAUCGGAGCAGGAUCGUGUCCGCGGAAUCACGGCGCAGCGCAGUGCGUACACGAUCGCGCAAAGUGUGUUGUGCAGCACCGAAGAGUGUGUGAGAGAGAGAGAGCGAGAGAGCGAUCGACGGUGGUGGGAGAGUGCAAAGUGUUGUGAGGGGGAGAGGAAGAACAAGGAAGAAGCAUCUAGCGGGAGAGUUGCGUGCGUGUGAGAGAGAAAGAGAAAGAGAGGUUUCAAUCCCCCAACUUGAACUAGGCUUAGUAGCAGGACAAAGAGGGAACCUGCUUGACCCACCACCACCACCCGGCUUCCUCGACGCCAAUUAGUAUGCAAGUGCUGGAAUUAAUAGUAGCAAGCAAUUGAGGAGAAGGAAGAAGGAAAAUAGUAACAGUAGCAACAGCCGAGUUACUAACUAGUGGGAGGAGAAGAUAAAUGAUGAAUGAAUAGCUGAGUGACGAAAAUAAUUACUGAUUCGCUGUGGCAUGUAGUUGAUUUUGAUUAGUGUGUGUGUGUGAAAUGUGACUAGUUUUAGUGUAGCGUGUGAAGGAAAGAAAAAUACUCAAUACUUUAACAAAAAAAAUAAGCAAAAUCCUCCAACGAAUUCCGUCCAUUUUAAGUGCCAUAGCAAAAGUUUAAGAGUGUCGCCAUAUUUUAUUGUUUUAUGUUGUUUUAAGUGUACAAAAAAAGUGAGUGUGAAAUUUUUAAGCGUUUAAGUUCAUUUUAAGCAAGCAAAACAAAAAGAAGCAAAAAGCCAUUCAACAUAAAAGUUGCUUCACAAGAGAGGGAGAGAGAGCGAGCAAAUACUGUGAUGAAAACAAGAUAAAAUAAAGCUGAUAACAAUUUCGCGUGAGAGAUUGAGAGUGUGUCCACUUUCGGAGGGGCCGAUGACAGUUUUAUGCGAAAGGCAGAUAAAGUGAACGCGACAACGAAGAAGCAGAAGAAGAAGAAUGGUUUCUGCGGCUGACAGAAGCUGAAACAAGCAAAAAAAAAACUUAAAAAGAUUAUGUGAACGUGCAAUCAACGAUGUAUUAACCAACUCCGUCCAGAACAAACCUAGAAUGUGAUAACCGAGUUUUCCGAGCCGCCAAUACUCAACAACAGUGCUUCCAGUACGCGCAGUAUUAGACUUUAAUGUGUUAGAUUUUUUAUUACAUAUAUUCUUCCAUAAGAGUGCAAUCGAAUCUCUCGAAGAGAGAAACAAAAAUCCCCUCAAAAGCAAAAAUGUCUUCCUCCCCUGAUAUGCACCAACAGCAGCAACUAGCUCAAAGUGAGCUCAAAUCGAACCCUCCAACUCCCCCGCCAGAACUGGCCACCAUGACGAACGUCAGCGUGCUAGACCUGCACAAGGACUACCCGGACGCUGGCGGCGAUGUCGGUGGCGGUCACCAGACGAAGGUCUACGACAAAGAAACCGGCACGGUCUACGUGUACGGCAAUCCAGGCGCUGGCCUCAAACUCAAUCCGUCCGGGAUGACCACGAUCAUCCAAACCGGCGGCGGCCACCAGCUGGCAUCCCCCGGUCACGAAACGGAGCAAAAUCUGCUCCACGCACGGUUGAUCCAAGAACAGCACCAACAACAACAACACCACCAGCACCACCACCAUCAACAGCAGCAGCAGCAUCACAUUCAGCAGCAACAUCACGAUCAACACGAGGAUCAACACGUGCAGCAGCGUCUCUCGCCGGGGGAUCAGGUAAUUGACGGAAGAUUGAUACCGUCCGGACUGAAUGGCGGUGGUGAUGUUCAGCAGCAGCAGCAGCACCACCAUCAGCAGCAACAUCAGUCACUGGGACGGCUGUCCUCGGCGGACGAGGACGAUCAAUCAGUGCGUAUGCUGGACAACGCACACAUCCAGCGUCUGCUCGGCAACCAGCAGAUCAUCAGCCGCGAGAUUAUUAACGGUGAGCACCACAUCAUCACGCGCAACGAGAACGGCGAAACGAUCCUGACUCGCAUCGUGAACGCCCCGGCCGCACCGGACCCCAACCCGGCCGAUCAAUUAAUCAGCAAGCUCCCGUCGGACGGCGGCCUGUACGGUGCUGGUGACCACCAGGCCCCUCCCACCCCGACGACCACCACCGCCGACGGGUUGCCCACGACCGUGCUCCAGUACGAGAAGGACAUCAAUCAGCAGCCCAAACAGCUCGUCUAUUCCGUCGGAGGGGGUGAGCCUAAAAACGUCAUUUACGGUGACCCGAAGGCUUCGAUGCCGCAGCAACAGCAGCAGCAGCACUUUGAACCGACCUUAAGUCAGCAGGAUCCGUCCGGGGCUGACCCGAAGCCGCAGAUUGAUUACGUGUACAACGAUGGCAACAAAACGGUCAUCUACACCGACCAGAAAGGCCUGGAGAGUUUGUACGCCAAUGCGGCCGCUGGCGGGGAUUUGGGCCUGAUGGAGGGAACGCAGAUUGUGGUCCACGGAAAUGUGCAGUACACUCAACAGCAGCAGCCGGAUGGAACGAUGGUGUAUGUGGUGGCGUCGACGGGAGCGGGAGCGGGUUCGGUUGGAGGGGACAUGAAUCCGGAUGAUCUUGGCGCGGCGCAGCAGAUUCAGCAAAGCAGCAACCCCACCGCAAAAACCAUCGGCGGCCAAACCACGCCUCUGGACGUAUCAAGCCUAUCGCAAAAUGAUAUACAAGGCAUUCUGCUUGGUGCACACCCAUCAUCGCAGACGAUAAAUGUCAAACGCGAGCCCGAAGAUCUACGCAAGGAGCCGAAAAACCAACGAAGUCAAAAGGUGUUGGUCGUCCAGCCCACAUCGCCCUCGGUACAGAUUAAAGAGCCUCCACCCAGCCCUGGAAGUCCUUCGGCUGAAGCCAUGUAUGCUGCCCCCGGCAGCACGCAGCUCUACCUGCAGAAUCCCUCACAUCAGACCAGUUCGGCCGCGACGGCCAGCUCCAAUGUGAACGCCAAUUCGCCCAGCCCCAGCUCCUACGACCAGUACGGGAUGUACCAGCAGAGAUUAGGACCGGGCGGUGCGGCCUUCAUCGCCGACCAGUACCCGUACCGCGAGUACUUUGACCCGCAGGGCUACGCCCCGGCACGUACCAUUUACGGUACGGCGGACCCGGACGGGCCGCAAUCCGCCACCACGUACGAGGGGCGCUACGUCUCGAAAACGGGGUCGAUCUAUACGAAAACCAUCACCUCCGCCGGCCUCACAGUGGACCUUCCCAGUCCUGAUUCGGGUAUUGGUGCCGAUGCUAUUACUCCCAGAGAUCAGAAUAAUGUACAACCGUCCUUCGAUUAUACAGAACUGUGCCAGGCCCCGGCCGGUUUGCUGGAUCCGAACUCGAGCGCCAUUCCGGCGUCGGUCGCCAGCAUGCAGCGAAGCAUGGUCGUCAACGGGGGCCAGAACAGUCCGACGACCUCGAUCGGCAGCGGUGCGACGGCCCCGCCCCGGUCCCGACCGUGGCACGACUUCGGCCGGCAGAACGACGCCGACAAAGUGCAAAUACCAAAAAUAUUCUCCAACGUUGGCUUCAAGUACUUUUUGGAAAGUCCGAUCAGCUCGUCCCAGCGGCGGGAGGACGACCGGAUAACGUACAUCAACAAGGGCCAGUUCUACGGCAUCACCCUCGAGUACAUCCACGACCCGGACAAGCCGCUCAAGAGUCAGACGGUGAAGAGCGUCAUCAUGCUAAUGUUCCGCGAAGAAAAGAGCCCCGAGGACGAAAUCAAGGCCUGGCAGUUUUGGCACAGCCGGCAACACUCGGUCAAGCAGCGGAUACUGGACGCCGACACGAAAAACUCCGUCGGUCUAGUCGGUUGCAUCGAGGAAGUUUCUCACAACGCCAUCGCCGUGUACUGGAACCCGUUGGAAAGUUCCGCCAAGAUAAACGUCGCCGUCCAAUGUUUGAGUACGGAUUUCAGCAGUCAAAAAGGUGUUAAGGGUCUUCCGCUCCACCUGCAGAUCGACACGUUCGAGGAUCCGCGGGACACCAGCGUGUGCCAUCGGGGUUACUGUCAAAUCAAAGUCUUUUGUGAUAAGGGUGCUGAACGCAAGACACGCGACGAGGAGCGGCGGGCCGCGAAGCGCAAGAUGACCGCCACCGGCCGGAAAAAGCUCGACGAGCUGUACCACCCGGUCGUGGACCGGUCCGAGUUCUACCAGAUGAGCGACCUGAUGAAGCCGCCGGUGCUGUUCUCCCCGUCCGAGGACAUCGAGAAGGUGAGUGCUUUGCCGUCGCCAAGACACUUCCGUCGAAAUCGCUACAAUGUUGACUUCUUUCUCCAGCUUACUUCAAUGGACCUGCAGUUUUACGGCCACGACGGCGACUCGCUGUCCGGCGCGUCCGACAACGUCAAGUCGCCGUUCCUGCUGCACGCCAACAAGCCCACGACGCCCACCCUCAAGUUCCACAACCACUUCCCGCCGGACGUUAACACUGAUAAGAAGGAUCCCAGCAUCAUCAUGGACGGCUCCCUGGUCGGGAACAUGUCCGAGUUUGGGCCGCAGAUCAAGCGCCAGCGGAUGACGCCCCCGUUGAACGAGCGCGUCAUGCUGUACGUCCGGCAGGACAACGAGGACAUCUACACCCCGCUGCACGUGGUUCCACCGACGACGGUUGGACUUUUGAACGCCAUUGAGAAUAAAUUCAAAAUUUCAACGUCGAGAAUUAAUAAUAUUUAUCGCAAAAAUAAGAAAGGGAUUACGGCGAGAAUUGAUGACGACAUGAUCAGACACUACUGCAACGAGGACAUCUUCAUCAUCGAGGUCCGACAGUACGAGGAGGAUCUGUACGACAUCACGCUCACCGAGCUACCGUCGCACUGAGUCCCCUCUUCCGAGCAUAGAUUUUCGUUUUUAAGGUUACACACCCAGCUCACACACAGAAACACACACACACAAUCACACACACACAAUCACACACAUUUUUCUUACGCACAUUUUUAAGAGUAGCCUAAGCAGAUAUUUUUACACUUUUGCUCGACAGUGCCUUAAAAGAGACAUUUUAAACGUUUUGUUUUUAAUUUUGUGUAUAAAGUAAAGCUUAAACAAUUGUUGAUAUAGCGAAAAGAGCGAGCGAGGAGAUCAAGUAAACGUACUACUCAAACUAGCGGCAGAAAGAUAGGAAGAGAGUAGCCAAGAUGAAUAGCAUGCAACGGUUAAGAUAUUACAAGAUUUUAGUUUAGAUUGGUUAGAUUUAUUUAUUUAUUUGUAGACCCACGAGAACACACAAAACAAACAGAAAGACAGAUUAAAUAACCUUUUUUCAAAACUCCUCCGCGUCGGCAAGAGAUUCAUUGGUUUUGCAAACUAGGUGGAAAUGGGAGUUUUUUUUCAUGACUCUCGGCACUCUCGACAGCAUUUAUGUAUUGAAACGUUCAAUCGACAAAGCACGCUGGAAUUCCACAUCAAGAUCUCAAAACGUAUUUCUGUAUUCUGGCGCCAAGAUUUCAAAUUAUUCAACCGCACCGCAAAGCUUGGGCGCAGAAUUCGUAUUUUGCUCAACUAUUGGGACGGCGGCCGGGCCUGCUUUGUUGAAGAUUUCAUGCCAUUCGAAGUUUUUAAAUUUGAAUCUUAGUAAACUUUCUUUUACCUUGAUUUUAAACAGCUGAAAAUGUGUACUUAACAUUUGAUUCAAAAUCAUUCCACGGACAAACGUACUUAAAACAAGCGCAAAUAGAACGCUACAAGAUUAAAACAAAAGAAAAAAAAACAUUUUGUACAACAAAAUAGUUUUAAUAGCUGUUAGCGAUCAUCCAACGGUUGCAAUAUUAACAAUAACGACGAAACGUAACAAUAGUCUAAGUGAAGUAACUUUUAAAGCCCCUCCCCCCUUAGAACCGUAAGCUUGAAACUCAUUUUACAAUUCCAUGACAACAUUUUUUAACAACUACAUUCCAUUUUAAUGCUACUUGUAUCAAACUUAAAACACAAAAGCCCACAUAAAUCGUACUGUUUAUCGUAAACAAAAAAAUAAAUAACAAUUGAAGAGCGCAUAUUUUUUAGUUGUUUAGUUGUGCUUACUUUUAAGAGUACCCUUUUUUAUAAAACUGCCAUACUUGAGAAUACAAAUAGCACACUAAGAAAAGAGAAGCGUUUAUUUGAUAGUAACUUAGUAGAAAGUUAAAGAGAGUUAAAAAAGUGCGACAAGCAAACAAACAACACUAAUUGUUAAGUACCUGAGAGAUUUAAAGUGAAUCGCAAGCUAGAAAACAAGAAAAAAGACGAGAAAACCGCAAAUAUUUUAAGCGCGAGCACAUUGAUUUGCACAAGUGACACAGAGAAUGUGAUAUGAUCAGAAGAAUCCACAUCUUGCCAGCACCGAUCUGGUUUUGAUCGGCGAAAUUUAACAUCCAAACGAUCACGUUCGUUCACGAACUGAUUUUUCUCACUUUGAAUUGCCAUAUUAUGACUUUUCUCUUCUCCCGUUUAUUAAGUGGCCAAAAUGUCGUGCUUUGAAGAAGAAAAAAAAACCCUGCAGUUUUAAUUAGUCGAUGAGUGGAACAACUUUAGCGUUUAGAGAGUUUAUAGUUUUUUUUUUUAAAGGAGCGCAAAACAACGCGUUCCACAAGUAAUUGCAAUAUUAAUUUUACUAGAACCGUGUUUCGUAUUCUGUAGCAGCAAACGAGCGAAACACGCAAACAAACACACACACUCUUAAAUCAUCACACAAGCUAGAAAUAGAGCGAGAGGAAGCAUAUUUAACUUUACAUUUAAAGAAACAAAACUCGAACGUGAAUUUUUACAAACUGCUUCGCGAAGAGAGCACAAACUUUCCUCUAGGUAGCACAAACACUUUGAUGAACUUUCCUUCUUUCGGUGGUGGAUGACGAACGCGCAACAGCUCUAGAUAGCAACAAGCAACCCUCUUCUUUAUUCUUCCCGUAUCUCUUAAUUUUGUUUUGUUUUAAUUCUCUUCGUAAUUUUAGCCCUAUUCUCAGUAGUUUACAUGUAAUAGCAAGCAGCAGCAGCAGUUUAUGCAUUAAUCACGUAGUAGAACAAAAAACACUAUUUUGCCAUUUUAACUAAAACAAAAAAAGAAGAAGUCGAAAAAUAGCGCGCAAGUUUGGACGGAUAAAACAUGAUGUGACUAACAUGUAGCCUGUAAGAGAUAUUUUAAAACAAA